GUAAAGGUGGCAGCCCCAACCGCUCUCAGCUGGCCCAGGAAAACAAUCGGGUGCUCACGCCUCGCCUCACCAUCAUAUUUCCGCCUCGCCCAGGGCCCGGGGACAGCCUGCCACCAUGGGGAUCCUCGAGAAGAUCGGAGAAAUAGAGAAGGAGAUAGCCAGGACGCAGAAGAACAAAGCCACGGAAUACCACCUGGGUGUGCUGAAGGCCAAGCUCGCCAAGUACCGGUCACAACUGCUGGAGCCGCAGGGCAAGAAGGGAGAGAAGGGGGAAGGCUUCGAUGUGAUGAAAAGUGGUGAUGCGCGGGUGGCUCUCAUUGGCUUCCCCUCCGUCGGCAAGAGUACCCUGCUGAGCACCCUGACCAAUACCCAGAGCGUAGCCGCCUCGUAUGAAUUCACCACGCUGACCUGCAUCCCAGGUGUCAUUGAAUAUAAGGGCGCCAACAUACAGCUGCUGGAUCUGCCGGGGAUCAUCGAGGGUGCUUCCCAGGGCAAGGGUCGAGGCAGGCAGGUGAUUGCCGUGGCGAGGACGUCGGACCUGGUGAUCAUGAUGGUGGACGUGACAAAGGGCGAGGUGCAGAAGGAUCUCUUGACGGCUGAGCUGGAGGCGGUCGGUAUCAGACUCAACAAGAAGAAGCCCGGCAUCUACUUCAAGCAAAAGAAGGCGGGAGGCAUCAAGUUCAACGCCACCUGUGCCCUCACCAAGAUUGACGAGAAGAUGGUGCAGAUGAUCCUUCACGAGUACAAGAUCUUCAAUGCUGAGGUGAUAUUCCGAGAGGACUCCACGCCUGAUGAACUGAUUGACGUGAUCUCCGGCAACCGUGUGUACAUCCCCUGCCUCUACGUGUACAACAAGAUUGACCAGGUGUCCAUCGAGGAGGUUGACCGCGUGGCUCACCUGGGCAGCAGUGUGGUGGUCAGCUGCAACAUGAAGCUUAACCUGGACUACCUCUUGGACCGCACGUGGCAGGAGUUGUCUCUGCUGCGCAUUUACACCAAGAAGCCGGGAUGUGCGCCAGACUUCGGUGACCCCAUCAUCCUGCGUGGUGGAGCCUCUGUGGAGCAUGUCUGCCACUCCAUCCACCGGUCCAUCGUAGCUGUGUUCAAAUAUGCCCUUGUUUGGGGCAAGAGUACGAAGUUCAGCCCGCAGCGAGUUGGCAUCCACCACAUCAUGAGUGACGAGGAUGUCAUUCAGAUCGUCACCAAGAAAUAAUCCCCUGUAUAGCCUUAGCUUAGUCUGCCCAAAUACAUGUAAGAUGAAAGUGAUGCCUCUGCUCCAAGGAUAUGACAUGUUACCACCACCACCACCACCACAGAAAGGUUUAUACACACACAGUACACUUGCUGCAUUUUUAUUCCACCCACUGUGCCAGCCAGUGUCCCAGGAGAGCUGAGUGAGUGUGGGAGCUGUAACUUGGAGGCUCAGCAUUGACAGGUGACUUUAAGAACACUGUAAUGAGGGUGUGUUUAGUAGCAGCACUCUACCUCACUCUUCCUUCUGAUCCUGGGUUACCACUGCCACACACAGCUCUCACACUCACUCACAGGACUGCUAGCUACUCACACACACACACACACACACACACACACACACACACACACACACACACACACACACACGACAAGGAGCACCACUCUUCACAGCACAGGCGAGUGUCAUGUGUAGGUGUCCCAAAUGGCAAGUAUUGCUCAAGUGUCUCAGCUCCUCAGUGUAGUGAGGGGCACAGUGGGACGGGUGUGGAUGGAUGGACGCCGGCAGGUUUACAAGAAGGGAAUCUGUAAGGCCUUGUGUAACGUCACCCUUCUCUUCCAUCUACUCCUUCCUCCUAGCUUGUGUGUUUCAGGUGUCCAGUGCAUUCAUUACUGUUGAUUAGAUUCUCCCUGAGGUUGGCUGUCAUUGAAGGGAAUUCGUCAGUGCAGUGUUGAUUUGCUUUCCUACAGGCAGCUUGGGUUUCUGGGACAGUGUUGACUGGCAGCAAUUCGAGCCUAGUGGUGUGUUAUCAGAAUAGUGAGGUCUUGUCUCGAGGUUCUUGGGAGUGUGGUGGCCUCAGCAAUUCGAGCCCAGUGGUGUGUUAUCUAAAUGGUGUGAUCUUGUCUCGAGAUUCUUGGGAGUGUGGUGGCCUCAUAAUGUUCCCUACUCAUAUACCAGGCUGGCAGUCCCAUACAGGGUGGCCCAAACAAAGCACCAUACACACACACUUGCCCUGUUGGGUAGAGGGGAUAAUCUGGACCAUUACAUUACGCCCUAAAUGCUAUCCACACUGAAGGUCUUUCCUCACCCAGGCACCUCUGCUCUGACUUGACUCUUGCUGCUGAUAUCACCAUGGUCUGAGUCUUGGCUGGAUUUGCUACAGUCACACUCAUCCCAGACUGUUACAGAAUGAUCCUCUUCUGAGCUGGUUGACUCUUGCCCUGGAGAAUGCUGUCACACUCACUAGGGUAUUGAUUAAUUAUUGGUUGUCUCUGUUUCUCCUUCCAUUUGCUGUUCUGUUAUCCAUUUUCUUUUCCUUGUUUCAUGUUGGCUUAGUGGUGAAGUGAGAAUCCAUGCUUAAGUUAAUGAUAAUGGCUGUUCAUUCAUCAGUGUCAUGACCAUUUUUUUAGGGACAGUUUUGUAAGAUAAAUCAAACACCACUUCCACCCGCAGCUGAGGCCGGAGAGUGACUGGCUUCAUUCAUAUCAUAAUGUAUCAAUUACACUCUGGUACCAACA
Portunus trituberculatus (swimming crab) is the source of this 2709-nucleotide messenger RNA. RefSeq names its product developmentally-regulated GTP-binding protein 2-like. The coding region runs from base 116 to 1213 and encodes 365 amino acids. The transcript is spliced from 8 exons. Gene Ontology annotation, molecular function: GTPase activity; GTP binding. Gene Ontology annotation, cellular component: cytoplasm. The record is from RefSeq and is a predicted model, not a curated record. Gene Ontology annotation, biological process: cytoplasmic translation. NCBI's taxonomy places the organism in Eukaryota, Metazoa, Arthropoda, Malacostraca, Decapoda, Portunidae.